AUGGAGAAUCGCGAAUCGUAUGAGGAUUUGCAGGCCAAAAUCGCAGACUACCGUGAAAAGAUCCAGCUCGUCCAGGAGGCGCUGCAGCAGGACCCUGACAACGAGGAGCUCAAGGUACUGCAAGCUGACCUUCGUGAGGUCAUCCAGCUCACCGAGGACCUCAUCCAGUACAAGCGGCAGAAUGAGGCCGCUGCGAGCACCACUGAUGGUGGCGCCAAGGCGCCAGAACCAGAGGAAGCGACUUCCGCAACAGGCGGGAAUGCGCAAUUUCUUGGUACGUCCGCCGCUGCAACCACGCAGGGAUCAUGCCAUGCAGGGCGCAUAUGCGUAGUGCUCUACAAUGGCAAGCAAAAGUUCGGGCAGAUUAUCCAGCUCAUGGGCGAUUUGCCCACUGACCAAGUUGUCAUCCAGCUGGUGGGAUCGGGUGAGCAGUGCGCCCUGGCAGCCAAGGACCUCAAGCUCGUGGACGCUCCUUCCCCCGACCUUUGCAAGCCUGGGACGCUGGUCCAGGUGCUAUACUCCGAGGAUGGGCGAUGGUACGACGCGCUGAUUAACAGAGAGACCGAGACGGGAUACGUCAUCACCUACAAGGACUACAACAUCUCAGAGGAGGUGGCGCGGGACUGGGUGAGGCUCAAAAUCAGGCACGACGCCAAAUCCAAGGAGGUCAAGGAGAUAGUGACGCCCGCAGGAUACCGAAUCCCGGAGAAUCUCAUCAUCAAGCAGAACGACAACGAGAAGGAAAAGAUGAGGAAAAAGAAGCUCGUGCAAACGCUCAAGAAGCAGCAGAAGGCCGAAAGGAUAGAGACGGAGGCGAAUCAGCGUGCCAACAGCUGGCGAAAGUUCCAAGAAAAGGCUGGCAGCAAGAACAAGAGCGGUUACAUGACCGGCAAGCGCGAAGGCUCUAUCUUCAGCAGCACAGACCAGGACACUUCCCUCAGUGCGCCGAACAUCUUGUACAACUCGUUCGUGCCGCGCAAAAAGUUCGACUUCAACGAACGGUUCUAG
Molecule: messenger RNA, 1008 nt
Organism: Babesia ovata
Lineage: Eukaryota; Apicomplexa; Aconoidasida; Piroplasmida; Babesiidae
Product: malic enzyme, putative
Exons: 4
Coding region: 1-1008 (335 amino acids)
Cellular component (GO): nucleus
Source: RefSeq, a predicted model, not a curated record